Molecule: messenger RNA, 1668 nt
Organism: Rana temporaria (common frog)
Lineage: Eukaryota; Metazoa; Chordata; Amphibia; Anura; Ranidae
Gene: CETP
Product: cholesteryl ester transfer protein
Exons: 16
Coding region: 66-1544 (492 amino acids)
Biological process (GO): low-density lipoprotein particle remodeling; triglyceride homeostasis; reverse cholesterol transport
Cellular component (GO): high-density lipoprotein particle
Molecular function (GO): cholesterol transfer activity; phosphatidylcholine binding; cholesterol binding
Source: RefSeq, a predicted model, not a curated record
UUUAGGGAACGCAAAUCGCACAACUUACUAGAUCUCUGGUGACUGAGUGCUGAGCGGUUGGUACAAUGUGGCUUCUUCUUGCGUUGUCAGCCUGCUUUCUGAGAGUUUCAUCAUCCUGCGAGUUUGAGCCAUCAUCCCCUCUAGAGACCGGGAUAGUCUGCAGGUUGACGAAGCCGGCCGCCUUGGUGUUGAAUGAGAAGACUACAGAAGUAAUCCAGGCUGCCUUUAGACAUGCAACGUUCCCAAACAUCACCGGAGAGAAGGCUGUCCGCUUCCUUGGGGGAGUCAACUAUGGUCUAACCAAUAUCCAGGUCAACGAUCUGUCCAUUGAGAACAGUGAGGUGGAGCUGAAGAGUGAUGAGGCAGUGGACAUCGCGAUCAAAAAUGUUAGCGCAACUUUUAAAGGAGUUCUCCAUUAUGGAUAUGGGGCCUGGUUUGUAAAUGUUCAACAGUCUAUUGAUUUUGAAAUCUAUACCUCAACUGAUCUGCAAGUGAACACCAAACUAGGCUGUGGGAAAAAUCAUGUUGCCGCUGACACAUCUGACUGUUACCUGUCGUUUCAUAAACUGGAUUUAUACCUCCAUGGAAACAAGCAACCUGGAUGGCUGAAACAGCUUUUUACCGACUUUAUUUCAUUCUCACUAAAACUUGUUCUUAAAAGUCAGAUUUGUAAAGAAAUUAAUUAUGUGGCCAAUUUUCUGGCUGACUUUAUUCAGGACAGAGCAAUAGACUUUUUGAGCGUUGGAGAUAUUCGAGUAAAUAUUGAUGUAACAUCCUUUCCGGUCAUAAACGAUAACUACGUGGAGUCUCAUCAUAAGGGUUUCUUGGAAUACAAGAACCAUAGUGUUUAUUAUAACAGCUCCAUAUAUACACCCUCCAUGCUGACAGAAGACAGGAUGCUCUACUUCUGGUUUUCAGAGCAGGUCCUGGACUAUUUAGUGCUGGGCUACUACCUUGAUGAACGACUGGUCCUGACAUUGACAGGUGCUGAGCUAAAGGAGAUCUUUAAGGAUGACAAUACAGAAUCACAUCAGCAAAUCAUCAAUGAGAUCCUCCAAGACCUUCCAAUGGAAAACACUGUGGCCAAAGUAUGGAGCCUCACCAGACCUCGGAUCACAUUCAGACCAAAGGGGACAAUUGUUGAAGCGUCUGUAGCUGUCCGAAUAGAUGUAUCUCCCACCGAAGAAUUAUAUUUUCAAGUAGAAACUCUCACAACAGUUCAGACUUCAUAUGGUGAUAAGAAACUUACACUUUCCCCAACGGAUUCCGUAGUUCAAGUAACAGACUUCAGGAGCUCAUUGGCACUAAGUCAGAAUGAAGAAGCUGUGAGACUGUUUCUCCAGAACACCGUGGCUAACUUUGGAAUUCCAGCUGUUGUAAAACGCUUGGGACCAGCUUUGACAUCACUGAUGAACACCAAAGGCCUAAGUUUAUUUGAAAUUAUAAAUCCUGAAGUCGUACCACACGAGGGAUACUUAAUAGUCCGACUGGAUUUUGGAUUUCCUCAUCAUUUGCUUGUAGACUUCCUGAAAAAGGCUCUGUAGAAGACAACGUAGCAGAGAACUUAUCCAUCAUCACCAUGCCAUUGGGAUAAAAGAAAAUGGAUAAUGUUAUCUUUUGUUAAAAUGACUAAACAAUAAACGCAUUUGAAUGCAAUAUUUCCAUCCA